AUUCUGCUCUUCUUCUUCCCGCUGCAGCCCGAGAGGAAAAAAAAAGAAGGAACCCAGCCAUGCCUUGGAAAAUUGGUGAGAUAAGCUUGGUUUUCUCCUUCCUUUCUUGCUCUAGAACACACCUAGAACCCAGAAAUCUUCCCCCCUGCUGGAAAAGCCGGAUCUGCCCUGCUCUGCUUUGUCCUUCCGCCGGCUGCUCUUGAUUGUGGGUGAUUUCUGGGCAUUUUUUCAUUAAGAACAGCCCCUAAUUCCUUUGUUCUUGCUUGAAUUGGCUUGGGUUAACUUUGAUUGCUCUUGUUUCCUUCAAUUUUGGGUAGUUCCCGUGAGCUUCCCCUGCACUUGCCGCCGGCCUCUUCCCCAAUCUGCAGCUCCGGUUUUAGCUGGAAAAUUCUGGUUCCUGAUCGUUCUGUCAGUUAGUACGUGAAUUGAGUGCUCGGUUUUGCGGAGUGAGGAAGUGAAACCGAGGACAGGGAAACCACGGGAAGUGACGAGUUAGAAGGCUAGCCACUUGUAAAUUGAACAUAGAUUUAGAUAUAAAUCAUGAUCUUGUAAACUAGAUUAUAUUGGAGAUUUUAUGAUAUCAGAGUAAAUUUUAAAGAUUUGAUCUUCAGAUUUUGGUGGUAUCAAAGUGUGAUAUGAUAAGUUCCGAGCCUUGUGCACUUGUGGGACCCGUCUCACGAGUGUGCGGCACCCUUGCACGUGGCUCCGGACGCCUCAAAGUCUGUACUUGUUCCUCUUGCUCCGCUCUCCUAUCUUCCUCCCUUUCCUCUGCCCAACUUUUCCUCUACUCUGUGCCACGGAGUUCUGCUUCUGGGUUUGUCGUGAGAGGACAAGAAGGAAAGCGGUUGCACGGCAGUCAACAAAAAAGGAAGAGCGGCUGCAGGGAUGCGAGGAGGGGUGUGGGUGAAAUAAUGAAGGGGAAGAAAGUGAGGUGGGGUUACUGCAACGGCACUUGGAGGAUUAAUUGAUGUCACUUGCUCUCUCUCAAACCCAGAUCUGGGAGGACAGCCACACACAAAAAAAAAAAAAAAAUCUUCUUUUUGCCAAUUUUGAUCUCAUUUUGUCACCAUCUUCCCAGAUCAUCUUUCCGAUUUCAUCAUCUUCACCAAUCACCUCCAAAUAGCCACUCCCUCAACUCAAAACCAUAGAAAACCUCUUGUAUUUCUUCUGUGAUAGCCGCACAAAAGGGAUAAAAAUGUCAGAAAAUUCAACUUGUGCUCUCGGUGAUUUUUGUAGAAACAACAACGGAAGAGAUGGGAGAGCAAAAGGGCGAUUUCUAGCAUACUUUAGGUGAGAUUUAGGUGACUAAGGGAGGGCUUUGCUAUUUUGCUGUGGUAAGAUAGAAGAGUAGAGGAAGGAGGUCAACAUUUGUACCGAAAAACUACAGAUCUGCAUUUGUUUGCUUCUUAUGUAUAAAUCUUAGACAUGAAA
Messenger RNA from Rubroshorea leprosula, 1431 nucleotides. The record is from the annotation of a GenBank genome assembly. Lineage: Eukaryota; Viridiplantae; Streptophyta; Magnoliopsida; Malvales; Dipterocarpaceae.